Messenger RNA from Closterium sp. Naga37s-1, 1098 nucleotides. NCBI's taxonomy places the organism in Eukaryota, Viridiplantae, Streptophyta, Zygnematophyceae, Desmidiales, Closteriaceae. The record is from the annotation of a GenBank genome assembly.
AUGCGGUCAGUGGAAUCAGCGGCUUCCGUUCCUCCUGUUCUUGAGACGUUCAGAAGUCCCGCGCAUCCUGCUUCGUAUCACCCGCAGCGGAGCCACCGUACUUCCGCAUCUGCCGUUCCUUCCGCGCAUGGAGCUCCAGAAGCAGCGGAUUCGGCGCUCACCCAAUACCCGCCGCAGUUUCCGCAGGCGCUUCGGAACUGCUACUCCGCCCCGCAACCCGGCGAGUCGGAAACUUGCGUGCUCUCACGGCAGCUCGCCGGCGCGCGGGAGAUUAAAGUCAUGGCUCGUGACACGGCGGUGUGCGGUUCCAUGGUUGAAAUGGGAGCAGCGAAAGUGCUGUUGUCGCUUGUAGACAGCGUGAUAGAAGCGGAGGAAGGAAGGGAGUCCAUGGAUUCGCGUUAUGAGGUUGCUGAGGAGGCAGCUGCCGCGCUGCUGAACUUGUCUCUAGAUAAGACCGCCAAGCACAUGAUGAGGAGCCAUGGCAUCAUCCCUACCAUUGUGAGGUUGGCUGACAUCACCCGCAGCAGUCCGGACUGCCCUGACGGUGCCAGUGGUAAUGCUCAUAAGUUACCCAACAAUGCCCAGCAGAAUGACAUAAGCAGCUAUUCUGACGGUAGCGCCGGGACCCCCACCUCCACCCGCACCAGCUCCGCGCAUUUGCCACUUAGAGAGCUCGCAGUGGCGAUAAUCCAUAGCCUUGCACAGUCAACAGCGCUGAAAGAGGACCUGGUGGAUCAGUGGGUGGUGCAGCCGCUGGUAGGCCUGUUGAGGGAGCCAGCAUGCAGCAAGGAGGGACAGAAGGACGCCUUGUACGCGCUCUACCUCUUAUCUAUGUGCGAGUCUGGGAGGUUGGCUCUUGCGUAUCGCGGCACUGUGCCUUUGCUGCUGGAGGUGGCGCUGUGCGGUACGCAAAGAAUUGGCCAUCUGUAUGCGAAGCAGUCAGGGAGAUUCUUUGACAAGGCCAUUCAUGCAGUGGCGAAUGUAUCCGAGGAGCGACCGGGACUUGCUGCUUUGGAUCACAAUGUGUCCAAUGUGCUCCCCCUCAAGUCAGCGGAGCCGCUCAAGUCUCCCCACGUCGACGCCAGUGGCCAACCAUGA